UCACAAGGAGUGAAAUAAACGUCUGAAAUUCAAUGCAUUUUGGAAGCAUAGCAUGUUUUUGUUCAUUGUGAAAACUGGUACUGCAAAUAUGCUGGAAUCUGAGUGAAUUGUUAAUUUACAUUGUUAAUUUAUUUUGUCUUUCUGCUAUGUAUAGGAGAAAUGGGGGACAAAGGACAGAAAGGCAGCAUGGGACGGCAUGGAAAAAUUGGUCCUAUUGGUUCAAAAGGUGAAAAAGGAGAUAAUGGUGACAUAGGACCACCAGGUCCUAAUGGUGACCCAGGCAUUCCCUGUGAGUGUAGCCAGCUAAGGAAGGCUAUUGGUGAAAUGGAUAUCCAAGUGGCCCAGCUGACGACGGAAUUAAAAUUCAUAAAAAAUGCACUGCCCUCCCCCGCAGCUGUUGCUGGUGUGCGUGAGACAGAUAAUAAGAUAUAUCUGCUGGUGAAGGAAGAGAAAAGAUACAAGGAAGCCCAGCUCUACUGCCACGGAAGAGGAGGGACACUGAGCAUGCCCAAGGAUGAGAAUGCCAACAAUCUGAUUGCCUCAUACAUCAACCAAGCUGGGCUCACCAGAGUUUUCAUUGGGAUUAACGACCUAGAGAAAGAGGGAAAUUUUGUCUAUUCUGAUCGAUCGCCCAUGCAGACCUUCAACAAGUGGCGCAGUGGGGAGCCCAACAAUGCUUAUGACGAGGAGGACUGUGUGGAGAUGGUGGCGUCUGGAGGGUGGAAUGAUGUUGCAUGUCACAUUACCAUGUAUUUUGUGUGCGAAUUUGACAAAGAAAAUGUGUAAUCUUGUCUGGUCUUUCUUUAUUUUAAGAAAUGUUUUCAAGCAGGUUGUACAAGUUAGCCCAGGUUUAUAGAGUACAAGUGAUAUUUUACAUGUAUGUGACAUCGGUGUUGUACAGCUGUAAAUACAAUUUAGGUAUUUCAAAUAUCUGUAUUUACCCUUCAGAAGGGAAGAGCACUGAUAAGUAAGACACAGCUUUUUUUUUUUUUUUUUUUUUUUUUUUUUUUUUUGUAGGAAAAUAUAACUAUUUAGAUUAAAAAAGAAAAAGUGGUUUGGGACUAAAUUCUGACCUCACAACAGUUAUCAAAUGUGAUGGCAUGACUGUAGGGGAAUGCAGAAUUUGGCCUCUAGUUUUUAGACUGAUCAUUUCUGAAAAAGUAGAUUCUUGAUAUUCUUUUAUCUUAGCAAAUUUUGUAGUUAUAAAUGUUAAUUACUUGUAGGUCUACAGGGAUAUUUCAGCAAGAAGGCAAAUAUUUUGUAUACUCCAGUCAAUUAAUAGAAAUAUUACUGUAUUUUUUUUGGAUGUGAAGGUGUUACUUUUUUUUUUUUUUUUUUUUUUUUUAAUAGCUAAAGCAAGUGAACAAAGCAGGAGUCCUACCAAUUUUGUAAAGUUUCUUUAUUAAAAUAUUCACAGAUGAGGAGGUCCUUCUGUAAACUCAGUUUUAGUGCUAGGAGGGGACUAGCUUCUUGUAAUUCAGUACUGAAAGAGGGAUCAUGCCAAAUGGGUGCUUUGGGGUUAGUUAAAGGUCAAAGUAUGAUUUUGAUUUUCUGCAUUCUUUGGUUGAGAAUGACUCAGUGAAUGAGCUAUUUAAAGCUCAAAAUAAUUUCUUAAAGUAACUGUGUUUCAAUUUUUAUAGGAUGAUCUUGGUGCAUCAUGUUACAAAACAAAAACCAAACCAAAACAAAAAACUCUCCACAAUUUAAAAUUGACUUCAUAAGUAGACAACAAAUUUCACAGGAGUGGUUUAGCUUGUAGUUCCUUUUGGCAGGAAAGCAGCCUUUGUUUAUUCAAAUUGCAGGGGUGACCCUCUGAAAAGCAGGAAAAGUUACCAAAAUAUUCCUGUUUAUGUAUAUAGCAAUAAUGCCAUUUUGUACAAAUAAUUUAUGUACCCAAUUUACAAUUGCAUCUGAUGGAAAAGCUGAUGUACAUUAAAAAACAGCAACAACAUAAUUUCAUAAAAUAAACGAUGAAUUACUUUGGGUCUUCCAAGGAGGCAUGCCAUCUUAUCUUGCUGUUAGGCAUAGAAAGGUAACCACAAAAUCUCUGUGUUUUUUCAGAAUACCCUGGUUUAAGAUCAACUUUAAGGAGAAAUGAACCUUUGUAUAACACAGUAAUCAAUAUAAAUAUCUGAUUGUUAUGGGAGAUUUGCAACAUAUGCAGAAUGGAUCUAACCUGGUUCAAGAGAUUGCCCCACAGUAAGGCAAGACAAACUCAAAUCAACUCUACAGUGCCAUGGUACCUAAGCAACCAAUGAUCACACAGUUCUGUUCAUAUCCACAGUCCAACAACAUUUGAUGUGACGCUAUUAUUAUAUACAUAAGAAAACAAACCAUUUGGUUUUAUAUAUUUACUCUGUGAAUUUGAAUCUAUUAUAUGUAUAUAUAUAUAUAUAUGUUUGCUAUUAAUUUUGAAGAUUAGUAGUAAAUUCCUAUAGUAUUUGAAUAUCAGUCCAUCUCCAGAGCAGCCACACUAAGAAAUGAAAUCUUUCAUUGCUUUAUCUUCUUUCUUCUGAAUGUAGGUAUGAUUCUUGUAUGUCAGAUUUUCUUCAAACUGUAUAUUGAAAUCUAUUAAAUAAUGUGAAUAUGGCUCUACACUAAUAUUCAAAGACUCUACAGAAUUUGCAGGGAACUAACAAUUCUAGCAGAGCAAUUUGUUUGAUUAGAAUAGUGCCUUAUGAAUAUCAUGGUUGUUUCCUGCCUGCUAUAGAAAUCCUCAGAAGCCCUUCAAAUCUCCAACACACUUCUGUCAAAUCAUUGAAGCUAUAUUAAAAGUAGUCUAAACUUGAGUUACAGAUAUCUGGAGUUCCCUCAUUAUGUAUGUGCUGAAGUUGCUAACUGUUUGUUUUUCACCCAGGUUUUCAAAGUCUCUGCUGUAAUGUUCAGUUUCCUCAGAAACAUGAAAAGAGGCCUUUUGAGGAGGUGGGAAGCUUUUUCAGAUGCCAAAUGCUCCUAUUUUAGCUGGAAGCCACACCACAUUUAUAAUGAUUGCCUUGAUGUGUAGAGCAUUUAAGCAGUCUGAGUUUCUAUUAAAAUGUGAGAUGAAAAAUAAAGGCAAUGUAAAAAACA
Molecule: messenger RNA, 3069 nt
Organism: Anas platyrhynchos (mallard)
Lineage: Eukaryota; Metazoa; Chordata; Aves; Anseriformes; Anatidae
Source: RefSeq, a predicted model, not a curated record